AUGGUCGCGUUCUCCUCCAUCUUCCUUGCCCUUGGCACAGCUGCCUCGGUGCUCGCCAACCCGGUCAACUUGACCUCUCCGCUCAACCUUCUCGAGCGCGGCGUUCAGACCUCCCCGGGAACUGGCACUCAUGAUGGUUUCUUCUACUCCUUCUGGACUGAUGGUCAGGGCUCUGUGACAUACAACAACGAAGCCGGUGGUAAAUACUCCGUCUCCUGGAACAACGUAAACAACUUUGUUGCCGGCAAGGGCUGGAAGCCCGGAGCAGGCCGCACCGUCACCUACUCGGGCACCUGGAAUGCCGCGUCCGUCAACAGCUACAUCUCGCUGUACGGCUGGACAAAGAACCCCCUCGUUGAGUACUACAUCGUCGAGACGUACGGCAGCUACAACCCGGCUUCUGCAGCAAGCAAGAAGGGCACCAUCACCACUGAUGGCGGCACCUACGACAUUCUUCAGACCACUCGUGUUAACCAGCCGUCGAUUGAGGGCACCAGCACGUUCCCCCAGUUCUGGAGCGUUAGGCAGCAGAAGAGAGUGGGUGGUACGAUUAAUGUCCAGGCCCACUUUGAUGCGUGGACGAAGUAUGGAUUGUCGUUGGGCAGCCAUGACUACCAAAUUCUCGCGACGGAGGGGUACCAGAGCAGUGGAUCUGCUUCCAUCACUGUCCAGGGCCCGUAG
Didymosphaeria variabile is the source of this 681-nucleotide messenger RNA. RefSeq lists its product as uncharacterized. The record is from RefSeq and is a predicted model, not a curated record. Lineage: Eukaryota; Fungi; Ascomycota; Dothideomycetes; Pleosporales; Didymosphaeriaceae. Gene Ontology annotation, molecular function: hydrolase activity, hydrolyzing O-glycosyl compounds. Bases 1 to 681 code for a protein of 226 amino acids. Gene Ontology annotation, biological process: xylan catabolic process. The transcript has 2 exons.